AUGCUUAGGAACAGAGAUCCACUGGCCCCUUCAAACAUUACUGAUGAGCAGCUACGGGCUAUUCAUCGACAUCCUGGAAUUCUGGAACCCAGGCGAGAGAAACGGGAGUUAAAGGAAGAAAUGCGAUCCCUGGCUGGCACCAUUCAGAACGCUCGAAAUCAUUUCCCUGACCUCUAUCAGAGGAAUGACGAAAUCAGCAGGAAGCUCACCAAGUUAAGGAAUGCCCUACGAGAUAAUACUCGGCAGACUGCCAGAAAAGAUUAUUUCCAUACGGCACCCGUACUAGAAAUCGACAGACAAAUCCAGCAACUCUUGGGUAAAUUUGGCGCAGAAAAUUGUGAUGCUGACAGUACCAAGGAUGGCGAUGAAGAUUGGCAGCCUCCCAUCCCGGAUUACGUUUUUCCUGAAAGAGCUCGUCCAGUGGAGUCAUUCUACGGUCUGGAGGGGGAGUGUUUUGACGAGGAUAGACUACUUGCAAAACGUAUCCAAGUUACUGAGGACUUGGAUGGGGACGAUGAGCAGAGCGAGACAUCUCAGGGAAAAGAAGCCUUCCUGUCAGAAGAGAAGUCCCUGGAGAGCCCCACGGAUGUAUGUAUUAUCUGUUGCGGUAUAUCCCGCCGCUUACCUUCUAAUCCCCAUCCACACAAUUUUCCAUCAAAAAGGAAGGAUUCUCUCCGUCGUCAUCUGAUCGGUCACCUUAUGAACGCACACGACGGAGUACGCUGCACCUGGGAAACUUGCAGCAAACUCCCUACUUUCAUCGAUAUUGCUGAAUUUUUAGCACAUGCCGCCAAUAUUCAUCACUAUGACCUCCAUAUCAAGCUGGAACGUAUUCCCAAGAGACGAAAGCCGUCUCGGGAUGAAACACCGUCUUUCAGCAGCUCCAGCAUGUCGUUAAGGUCGAGCCGAUCGGCCACUGAGACUCCCGCUUCCUCCGGUGAUAUUGAAAUAGGGAAGAUUCACCCACGUUUACUUGCAGCCUCGAAUACCAAAUACAAUGAGACCUGCCGUCAGUCCCAACGAUUGAACCCUCAUUGAUAGUACAACGCAAUUUUGUUUAUAGUUUGUAGGUAGAUUUCGAAGCUUCUCAUGUGCCGAAGGCUGGU
Molecule: messenger RNA, 1106 nt
Organism: Aspergillus ruber CBS 135680
Lineage: Eukaryota; Fungi; Ascomycota; Eurotiomycetes; Eurotiales; Aspergillaceae
Exons: 2
Coding region: 1-1038 (345 amino acids)
Source: RefSeq, a predicted model, not a curated record